Molecule: messenger RNA, 1398 nt
Organism: Closterium sp. Naga37s-1
Lineage: Eukaryota; Viridiplantae; Streptophyta; Zygnematophyceae; Desmidiales; Closteriaceae
Source: the annotation of a GenBank genome assembly
AUGGACCCGUCGCUCAUCCUCCCCCGCCCAUCGCGUCCGUUCACUCCCUCGCAUCCAACGGUCAGAAAUGCGUCUCGAUUUGUGUCGCCGGCGACGUCAGCCUCCCCGUCCCCCUUUUGCGUUGCGCCAUUCCCGUGGAUUUCCGCCAGUGCGCGCACACGUAUCCGCGCGGCGGUAGCGCUGUCAGGGAGUAUUCCGCCGCGUGAACCGGCGGAUUCAGCGCGCACGCGGGGGAGUGGGGGGCGCGGAACGGUAGCGGCGGCGUCACUGAAGCGCCCGCCAGUGGGGCUGGGGGCGGAAGGCGCGCUGGCGGAGGAGGUUGCGGCGGAGGCGGUGGAGGACUUGUUGGGGGAAGGGGAAUCGGAAGGGGAAGAGGGAGCGAGCACGGCGGUUGCUGACGUGGCAGGGUCUGAAUCCGACGUGGACCAACCCGUGGUGGAAACGCGCACCUGGCUGUGGCGCGGCCACUCGAUUAGAUACCAAAUGUCAGGCUCGCAAGGCCCGCCCGUCCUCCUGAUUCACGGAUUCGGCGCCAGCAGCGACCACUGGCGGCACACGCUGCGAGUGCUGGGCGCAUCGGGGCACCGCGUGUUUGCGAUCGACCUGCUGGGGUAUGGAUACUCGGAUAAACCCACCCCGAGCUACCGGAUCAAGAAAGAGCAGCAGGCGGAGCAGGGGGAGCAGGGGCAGAAGGAGCAGGGGGGUGGUGGUGCUGGUGGUGGUGUGAGCGGUGGCCAAUCAGAGUACACGUUUGAGAACUGGGGGCAGCAGGCCGUUGACUUCAUUGACCAGGUGGUGGGCGAGGAGGCUUUCAUCGUUACAAAUUCAGUUGGAGGAGUGGUGGCACUGCAAGCAGCAGCCUCCCACCCCUCCAGGGUCCUCGGUCUCCUCCUGCUCAACAUCUCCCUCCGAAAUCUCCACAUUCGCAAACAACCCUUCCUCGCCCGCCCCUUCGUCGCCCUCCUCCAAUCCACCCUCCGCUCCACCUCCCUCGGAGAGCAAUUCUUUGCCUCAGUCGCCACGCCGCGCGCCGUGCGUAACGUGUUACGCCAGUGUUACGGCGACCCGGCUACAGUAACGGAUGAGCUCGUGGAUUUGAUUCUCAAGCCCGGGUUGCAGCCAGGGGCGGUCGAUGUGUUUCUGGAUUUUAUCUGCUACUCGGGCGGGCCGCUGCCAGAGGAUCUGCUACCCAGAGUGCAGUGCCCUGUGCUGUUCGGAUGGGGCCAAGCGGACCCCUGGGAGCCAGUGGAGCAAGGCAGGACAUUGAAGGAUUUCCCCUGUGUGGUCGGUUUUGAGGAGUUCCCAGGGGUGGGCCAUUGCCCUCAGGAUGAAGCUCCCCACAUCGUGAACCCCCUUAUAGAGCGUUUUGUUUCCCAGCAUAGCAAAGCAGCUAGGUAA